UUAGUGUAUAUAACAUAGAAAAGUAACAUUGUUACAUGUAGGAAAUGGGACAAGAAGAGGAGGUGAAUCAGAGUAGUCUGUGUAUUGAACUAUUUAUAGUGAUCAUUUCUAGAUGAUAACUGAAAGCAAAACUUUGCAGAAAUGAGCAAGAGAUAAUAAUCUCUGCUUAGAAGUAAUUAUCACUGAUAAAGUUUUUCUGUGUAUUUGUUUUGGAGCAACUUAAGAUAUUACUAUGGUCACUUGGGUACGAUCCUGAAGGUUUUUCUGUGUAUUUCUUUUGGAGCAACUUUAGAUAUUACUAUGAUCACUUGGGUACGAUCCUGAAGGUUUUUCUGUGUAUUUUUUUAGGAGUAUCUUUAGAAAUUACUUUGGUCAUUUGGGUCAACGACCCUGAAGACUUUGGAUGUAGGAUUAGUAACUGUUCUUCAACAUUGAAAAACUUUAAAAAAGAAUUUGUACAGGCUGUGAAUGUGCACUGUCUUGUUGGAUAUAAAUAUAAAAUUUUUGAUGUCGUGUGUGUAAAAUUAAGAAAAAAAUAGUGAUUCAAAGAUGAAUAUAGCCAGCAUCAUUCGUCUGUUCUAAUGUUCUAAAUAAAAACUUAUCUGAAUAAAUAACCAGGGAAAUUGAUGGAAAUUUCAUCCUUGCUAUUGAUGAAUUGAUUUUAAAUUUGACAAACAAAAGAAUAAAAGAGCUGUCAAUUUUUCUUCUGACAAAGGAACUCUUAAAUCUUAGAAAUUCGAGACCUAUUGAAAAUAUCUGACAGAUGACUUGAGAAAAAGAAACCUCAGAAAAUUGAGACCUUAGGAAUAAUUGUAUGACUAAUGUAGCAGUGUUUACCAAUAUUUUCUAGGGAAUAUUGCAAAUAACUAAUUAUGACUAAUAGUUGUCAGUUAUUACAAACCACUAUCAAGUAUCGAUGAGUUUAUUCUUUAUUUCGGUCAGAGACACUUUGAAGUACUGAAGAUUCUAUAUAAUUUUAUUAUUUUUGGUUUGUUUGAAAUGUAUGUUAGCAGAACGAGUAUUGGAAGUGAAUCAUCCAACUUAUUAAGUGAUAUGGCAUAAUGAUUUAGAUUUUUCUGUGCAAAUGGAUAUCCAAAUAGUCUUGAUCAAUAAUUGGAUCCUUCUUGGGAUGGAUGAAUUUUUGUGACUGGAAUAUCAACCACUGAAAUAUGCAUACUUUCACUAAAAAAGGGAAAUUUAAUACCUUAGAUAGAAAGAAGAAAAAAGAAAUAAAGGUUACUUCACGACAUUCCUCCCCAGUAAAAUAUACUAGACAUUCAAUCUUUAUAAAGGGAUCUUCACGACUCUCCUCCCCACUUAAGCAAAUUAAACCUGAUAGACAAUCAGUAUUUGUAAAGGAUGUGGACAAACUCCAGGAAGAAGUGAACAAAGUAUACCGAUCAUUGAAUUACAUCAAGGCUGUUGUUGACAAUGAGAAGUUACAAGUCAUCCCUACAACUGCCACUGUUGUCUUGGAAACAGUCAUGGAUGUUUUCAAUCUGCUCAGUCAUUUCUUCAUGACAAAGGACACGAACACAUUACCUUCCAUUCAUAAGAAGGUAUGUCAGUGUCUGGCUUUGUUCAUCAGAUGGGCAGACAAAAUCCUGUUAAAUGGUGGGGAGCUUCUCAAUAAGGGUGAAGCUCAUGAAGUUAUCAAAGCUCUGACUGACGGUGUGGAGGAGCUGAAACAGACCAGUAUAGACAAAUUAGAAGAUAGAAAAAAUAAUGUGUCCCCGCCCAAAUCUCCUGAUCCAUUACAAAGGAAUGAUGGACAAAAAAGAGCAUCACUACCUGACAUUCCACUAACUCCACGGGAAAAAAAGAUCUUAGACGACACAAGUGGAAUGGGACUUUAUGACAAUGCCCACCUGCAUGGAUCUCAGUCGUCUGACAGUAUAAUGCACCACAGUAGAGAUCCCACAGGAGAGUUACCUCCCCCACCUAAACCACCUCUUCCAAGUGAUACUGCUGCAGUUCAUAGGAUUGUAAAAACAAGAUCUAAAUCUGCCUCAGAUGAUUUGGAAAAUGGAAAUGAGCCACCUCCUUUACCUGAGAAAGAAAAACGUCCAUCACUUGUUAAUAGUCAGGACUUUUUUACAAGUACACCUAAUGCAAAAUCAAGCCUGUCUUUGUCAGGUUAUUCCACACCGUCAAACCAGUCUCCACAUAACAGUUUGAUAAUACAAAAUGAUUCAUUUAACAGUCUUAUGGAUUGUUCAAGUUCACCCUUAAGUGUAUCACCACUAAGCCGAUCGCCAAAUAGUAGUAUGAGCUCUGGGCUUAAUCGCUCUUCCGAAGAUUUGUUAGAUAGUGCUAAUUUAAGAGUUCGAACAGACAGUUUUUCUAGGGUUCAUUCAGAAUCAGGAAUAGGUCUUAUGAAGAAAUUAACCACAUCCCUGACCAAAAGUGCUUCACAAUCUGACGGAACAAUUGGUCAGGUUAACGAGUUGACGUUAAAAAUCGAUGAAUUGACUAAAGGAAUUGCUAAAUUGACCAAUCAGAAUGGUGAAAAUAAUCUGCCACCAUUACCGGUGAAACGAUCGAAACCACAGAGACAGGCAUCUAUGUACGAUAACGUGACAGAUAGUGGAAUUAAUUUGAGUCGCAUGGAAGCAAGGAUGUCAUCAUCAUCAACAAGCAGUUCACAGUCAUUUUCUGGCUUUUCUAUUUCUCAAAAGACAACUUCUGUGUCAUACUCACAUAGGACAAGUUCUCAAGAGACAUGUUCUAGCUCUGAGGCAUUCUCUAGUACAAGUCAUUCAAGUAUAGACAGCCUGCCAAAGCCUCCACCUCUUCCUCCAAAGAAAAAACACAUACAAGAAUACAUGAGGACAUUUGGAUCUUACUCCCAACCGUCAGCAACAAUAUCAGAUUGUAUAUAUUCAAGGCAUUCUAUGAACUUUUACGAGUCACAAUGGCAUGAAACACAGAUAGAGAUACAAAGUCCCUACCCACGGUCAAAUACAAUAAGUUUGUUAUCCGAUUUAAGUUCUGAUUCAUCCAUUUCCGGUAGCGGUUUAGCAAUACCUCCACUUCCAACUAAAAGAAAGUAUAGUGAAAAUAGAGAUUCAAUGUCUUCCAUUCAGUCUGAUACAUCUUUAGAAUAUCCAAGAGAAAAGGCAGCAAGUAUGGUAGAGGGACCAACACAGGGAGCUACUGGUGACAUAGAGUUGAAAAGGUCAUCAUGUCCACCAGGUCAUUUGAAGGACAAAAUGGAGGCAACAUUAAGUAGUUUACAUAAACCAGAAAUGCCGAGAGAUGCAGACUCUGACUUUGCUGAGAUAAAUCCUUUAGAUGAUAUAGAUGUCUCUGACCAGCUCGUUAGGAAAAAAGAUUCUGAAGACGGACCAGAGAUAAGAGGUGGUUCAGUCGAUGCUAUGAUCGUACAUGCCUCUGCAGUAAAUAGAAAUGGGUCUGAAAGUGAAUCUGUUAAUCAAGAGGAUUUCCUAUUUCAAGAAGCGUUUCUGACAACGUACAGAACAUUCAUCACUCCUACCGAGUUAAUGGACAAGUUACUAUACAGAUUUCAGAAGUUCCAUCAUGCUCCAGAUAAAAAGAAGAAAGUGGCGGGUAAUGGCUUUGCCUUGUUGAUACGGAUCAUUGAUGAAGUCAGGGCCAAUGAAUUAGCUGAAAACACAACCAAAAAGAUAAUGGAUUUAGUUUUUGAACUGUUAUGUCAAGGUGACUUGAUGUUGGCAAAAAUUCUACGUAAAAAGAUAAUAGAAAAGUGUGAAAGUAAACAGACAACUGCUGAUAUUUUUCCUUCCAUGACAAUUAUGUCGUCUAUAUCAUUACAAACUAGUCCCUCAGAUAUGUUACAUGUGAAGUCACAUGACAUUGCUGAACAAAUGACAUUGUUAGAUGCUGAAUUGUUCCAAAAAAUUGAGAUUCCAGAGGUAUUAUUAUGGGCCAAAGAACAGUCAGAAGAACAAAGUCCUAAUCUUACAACAUUUACAGAACACUUCAAUAAAAUGUCCUACUGGGUACGGACCAGAAUUUUAACCCAGGAAGAAGCAAAGGACAGAGAAAAAUAUUUCAUGAAAUUUAUUAAAGUAAUGAGACACCUCAGAAAGUUAAAUAAUUUCAAUUCCUACCUGGCUAUUUUAUCUGCUGUUGAUUCUGCACCAAUCAGAAGACUAGAAUGGCAGAGACCAAAUUUAGAGGUUCUAAAAGAGUUUUGUCAGUUAAUUGAUAGUUCUGGUUCAUUCAGAGCCUACAGACAUGCGUUAGCAGAAACAGAACCACCCUGUAUUCCUUACAUUGGUUUAAUUUUACAAGACUUAACAUUUAUCAAUAUUGGAAAUCAAGAUUUCCUGCCAGAUGGCAAUAUUAAUUUUGCCAAGCGAUGGCAACAAUUCCAUAUACUGGAUAGUAUGAGAAGAUUUAAAAAGGACAAAUAUGAGAUGAAAAAGAGUGAAAGGAUAUUAUCAGUAUUCAAUAACUUUGAUGACUGUCUCUCGGAAGAAAGUUUAUGGCAAAUUUCUGAAAAAAUAAAACCAAGAGGGAAGAAAAAAGAAUUCAAACCAGAAUCUUGAUCACUUAAUGUUAGAAUCACAAAAAAAUCCUGGGUUAAAAAAACAUGAUGGCUCAAUCCAAGAGCAAAAGAGAAGAAUGAUCCAUGUCUCAAAUGUUUUUCAGAAGGUGCUAUAGAUAACAUGUAUUACAAGAGUUAUUGAGACUCUGUAAUUUGUGUGAUCUGGGUGUAAAUUGUGAUAUGCAGGACUAACUUUCACCAUUGUUAUGUAUUAUUUAUUUAUACAGUAAUUUUGUAUUGUAUGUAUAUCAGCAGUUAAUUAUGGCAUGUUAAAGCGAGAUGAUUUUUCAGAAAAAGAAAUGCAUCUUUAUGGUAAAAAGAAAAGUGACCGCACCUGUUAAAACAUUUAAACCCGCUGCAUUUUUAUGCACCUGUCUUAAGUCAGGAGCCUGUUGUUCAAUGGUUGGCGUUUAUUGGUGUGGUUCAUAAGUGUUUCUCGUUUUUUAUAUAGAUUAGACCAUUGGUUUUCUGGUUUGAAUUGUUUUACUCUAGUCAUUUUGGGGCCCUUUAUAUCUUGCUGUUCGGCUUGAGCCAAGGCUCUGUGUUGAAGGCUGUACUUUGACCUAUAAUUGUUUACUUUUUAUACAUUGUGACUUAGAUGGAGAGUUGUCUCAUUGGCACUCAUACCAUAUCUGCUUAUUUAUAUCAUUAUGUAAUUUUUGUAGUGACAAUUCAGGUUUUGGGUAUUAAAAGGGGACAUGGCAACUAAAAUUACUUAAAAGUCAAAACAAAUAGUAAAUUGUUCUGACACUAAUCUAUGUUGCAUUUUUAUAAUGCUCAUAACAGAGUGUGUGGAAAUUGUGUCCUUUGGUUUACAACUCCAAGCAGUUUGAUUGGUGUUUUAACACAACCCAUUUCAGUAUAUUUGAAUUUGACCUGCAUUUUAGUUCGAUUCACACUACAUGUGUAUCUAAAUAAUCCCCUCCCUGGAUAUGAGUCUAAAUCAUCUCCACUGGUUAUGAAAGUAAUAACAAUGAAAAACAGUAUGUCCUAUAACAUUUAUGAACCACAAGACCAUAAACAAAUGUAUUAUAUAUCUAUAUAUAUACUUAUUUAACAAGUCUAUUUACCAAUAAAAUGAACUGGUAUACAUUGAAAAAAAAAAACUAAUUAUUUUUUACAAGGCAUUGUAUAACUUAUAAUGACAUGUCAGUAAACAAGAUUAUUAAUAAAUCAUAAUCCCAUGAACAAUGGUAAAUAUAGAUUUUGAUCAUAAAAGUAACACAACGCAAAGUAUAGAGUUUUAUUCGUUUAUUACAAUACAAAAGAGAUAACAACGGUAAUAAAUUAAAUUACAUUUUUAGAAAUACUGAUUCAACUAUUCGCUCAUUACCAAUUAUUCUAGAUAAUGUGAUACAUUGAAAAAAAAUAGUUCUUGUAUAACUCACAAUGUCAUUCUUUCCUUGAAAUCUCCCAAAAAAGUAUUUUGUACUAAUUUUUCAAACACAUUUUUUGUUUGAAAAUUAGACAUGUUGAUGUAUCAGAAUAUUUUGCCAUUAUAAAGUGAUGUAAGGUCAAGAGGUCAGACAGGCAUGUUUUGCCAUUACCAAGAGAUGAAAGAUCAAGGUUACGAUAGGCAUGUAUAUAUAGCUUUAUAUAUUUAUUUGAAGACAAAAACUUCCAGCUGGUCUGAGAAGUAAAUUUGAUGUGUUCAGUAGACAUAUAGAACCAGUAAUGUGUAUUUCUUAUUUAUCAUAAAUCACAUAUUUCUUAUGUUCAUUCAAGCGUGUAUCUCAUACUGUAUCGAACAAUGAUCAUGUGUUCGUUCAAACGUGUAUCUUAUACUUUAUGGUGAACUAUGAUUGUGUUCAUUCAAGCGUGUAUCUCAUACUGUAUCGAACUAUGAUCUUGUGUUCAUUCAAGAAUAUGAGGAACUAUGAAACAAAUUUAUACAAUAUAUGUGGUUUGUAAUUCUGUCAUGCAAUGUGUAUCAUUAUACUAUAAAAGUUUUACAAUGUGUUUUUCAUACUGAAAAAAUUUAAGGUGUCUUUUCGAACUGUCAAACUUUAAAUAACUGUGUAUUUCAUACUGCAAAGAUAUAUACUGUAAAUUUAAUUUCGAAUCACUGAUUCAAUACUGUUAAAAAUGUGAGAUGUAAUUAAUGUGAUUGCAAAACUUGUGUCAAGGAAAAUCUCUACUGAAAAUAUGAAUGUUUUUUUUUUAUUAUUGAGAACCUGAUACUGAUUCACAAAAACAUAGCAAUAAUUUUCUGAAUUUACAGUACAUGUACUGGUAGUGUAUUUUCAUACUGUUAUUAAACUGUAAAGCAAUGUCUUUCUCCUUGUUUACAAUUAUGCAAUGUGUUUCUCAUAUAGUUGAAAAAAAUAAAAGCUAUGUGCAGUUUGAACUUAUACACUUUUUUCCCCAUUUUGAAACUAUCCACAUUAUGUUUAUUGUACUGUAGCCAGUUCCUGUAAAUAAGCCAGUUUUUAAAAAGAAAUUUUUCUAUUUGCUCAGAACUCCAGAAGUUGUGAAACAAUUAAUUAAUAGGCAGUUUUCAUAUAGAAAUUUUUCUAUUCGCUCAGAACUCUAAAGUUGUGAAACAAUUAUUUAAUAGGCAGUUUUCAUAAAGAAAUAUUGCUAUUUGCUCAGAACUCCAGAAAUUGUUUUACAUGAUAGGAAACUAAAUCAUUCAGCACAUAUCCAUAACUGAAAAAUAUUGAAAGUAUGCUUUAUGAAUAUAACUACUAUGUAGAAAAGUAUGAGGACCUUUAAGUAUAAUAAAUAUGAUUCUUUUUUAUAUUGAACAAAUAGAAUAUGUUUUAAAUCAGUUAUGAAUUUGCAUCAUUUUAUAGAUGUCUAGUUGACUUAUUAUCUAAUUUACAAUGUAAAAUAGUGCUACGCUACAAAUGACCAGGUCUGUUACAGAAAUAAUUAUAUGGAUUGGUUAGAUAGACAUUUUAAACGAUAAAAAAUAUCAAAAGAGUAUAGACAUCUUUAUCCAUAAAGAUGCCUUUACACUGUACGAUUAACCAUCCGAUUUGAUACAGUCGCCUAGUUAAAUCAUACAGUGUUCUGUUCACACAAUACAAUUUUCCAUUCGAUUAACCAAACGACAUCUGAAUUUAAUGUUCACACGGUGUGAUUUUUGUCCACACAACAUUAUAGGUAAGAAAAAAACAGAUGGAAAAUCGCAUCGUGUAAUCCCACUUUUAGCCUUCCACCAUUCAUAUAAAUUAGUUCUGGAACACCUUUUUACAUAUGUAAAUUGUUGAUAUGCAGAAUUAAAUGCAAGAUGACUUAGAAAUAAUUUGUUGUUAUUAUGCAAAGUACACUUAUUGACCAUGCACAUUUUAUACCUGUUUAUUUAUGCUAAACAAGAGCCCAUUUUAGUACAUUGUUGAGAGACAUUUUUUAAUGUUAUUUAUAGUCCAAUAUACCCAAAUGUCCAAAUAAUUGUUAAAAGAUGAAAAGCUGGUCUUUGAAUAAAUGUUGCCAGAAUUAUGUACACAUAUUUUUAAAAAUAGAUGCAUCUUAUUGUGUGUAAUUUUUUUUAUAGAUGUGGAGUGCACUUGGAGAUAUAUUGGAAUUUUUUAUUUCCUCAAAGUUUUGUCACUGAUUUUUGAAAUGUUAUGGGGAAAAAAAAGAGUUAUUAAGCCAAAACUUUUAAAACUUUUUGAACUAAAAGAGUAAAAGCUCAAAAUGAAUGUCAGCUAAAAGUCUGUGCAUACAUUUAAGGUCUUAAUUUGUCCCAAAUAUCAGGUUAACUAUUUCAUUAUGAAAAGUGUUUCACGACAACUUAAUGUUACAAUAUCUUUUUUUGUCAAGGCAAUCCAUUAAAUUCCCAUUUCUGAAAACCAACAGAAAUGGCCUGUAUUCAUUGAAUUUGGUAGAAAAUUGAAAUUAAGUGACUUCAUAAAAAAUCACUGAUACAUUUAUUUUCAUAAAUAGACUUAUAUUCUAUCAUCAAAUCCUAAUUUGAAAAUUUAGCUAGAAAAAGGGGCCAUAUUAGGGCCACAUCGAAUCUACUCCUCUAGGUCUAAAAAAAAUACAAAGAUAAAAAAUAUUUUUAAAAAUUUAUGUGACUUUUAAUUCAAUUGAUAUCAUACUAAUGCAAAGAGAAUUAAAGUAUUAGUUGAAUUAUUUUGAAAGUUUCUAUUUUCUGUCAAACAUAAUCAAAAUAAUAUUGAAAAGUUUAAAUUAAGGUACUUUCAUUGCUAUAUUUUAUCAAUUGACCAUUCGAGACUAGGAUAUUUUCAGGAAAAUUUAUUUUCUUUUCAAAUGACCUUUUGGGAUAUGUAGAAUAUUAUUCUACACACUGAACCAAUUAUAGAUACUAGCGUACAGAGUGUGUUACAUGUAUAUGCAAUCAUAGAACAAAAUGCAAUAAUUUUUGAUAGAAAAUUUUGUACCUUUAUUUUAGGGGCCAAAUUUCAUGUUGUACUUUGUAGUGUUAUUCCUUCUGUGAGGGUCUCAUUGGGGUCUUUAGGUGUGACAGGGGAUUGCCGAUUUUUUUGUAAGCGUGACACGUGAAAGUUAAAUUAUUGUGCCGUGAAAACGGGAAAUGAAGUCUAGUGGAACACGGGAAUUUACAAAAAAAUGAGAAUUGCUUACGUACAUAGUGUAAGCGGGAUACGGGAAUCUGACAAAUCAGUAAGCGGGAUCCGAGAUCAGAACCCCCCAAUGAGACCUCCUUCUGUAUCUGUAUUAAACUUACUCCCAAAACCAUACAUGUGGUAACCAAAGUUUCUUAAAAGUGACAAAUACUGUUAUAAUUCUAUCAAGAUCUUUGAUUUGAUAUCAGGUUUUCAUAAAAACCCAUUUGUAAAGUUAGAACUAAGAUCACAUUCAGUGGAAAAAUCACAAUAUCUGUCACAAAGUAUUAUUUAUUUCAAUACUUGGUAAUUUUGUAAAUAGCUCUAGAUGCAUAAUCAAUUGAAUCAACCAAUUGAGCAAUUAAAAAGGUUUAAUAUAUGUACAAUUUUGGUUGUAAGUCAUGAAAGCUAACUAUGAAAAUCCUAGCACAGAUGCAAACAUUGGAAUUGCAAGAUUUUUUUUUUUAAUUAACAAGUGUACAACUAACAUUUUGAACAAAAAAUUACAUGUAGUCACUGUUGCCAUCUUUUGCAUAUAAAGGUGGUAACAUGAUUUAUUUGUUUAUAAACCAUGGGGAAUAAUUUAAAUUGAUUUUUUUUUUGCUAUUAUGAGAUCCCCAAAGUUUGACUUCUCUUUUUAUUGUAUAUAUAUAUUUGUGAUACAGAUAUAAAUCACAAAAGAGCUUGUAAAUUUUACAAAGAUUUGAAAUUAAUUAAUCCUUUGUUUCUGUCAUAACCUUUGUAUAUAAAGUUGUUUUUAUACUAGUGUAAGAUUUUUUAGUCAUUAAUUUAUUUCUGAAUGGACAUUACACAGUGACCAGUGUUCUUGUAUAUUUAUUUUCAGAUAAGAUAUACAAAUAAGGCAACAUAUGAAGAAAAAAAAAACAAACAGCAUGUAUAUCUUGGUUUAUUUUGAUCAGUAUUAAAACAUUUUGACCACAUGACCUUAACUAACUUUAUCUCUAGAAAAAAAGGCAUAUUGUUUUAAAAUCUUUUGAUUAUUUAACAGAAUAUUGAGAGCCAUAGCCAUUUCAGUAAAAUUGAGGAAAGUAUAACGAAAAUUUGUUUUACACUAUACUAUGCAUAAGUUUAUAAAUCUAUGUAAAUGAAGGGGAACAUUACUUAACAAAAUCAAAGGUAAUUUAUUUUCCUUUAGCCCUGUAUUUGUCAACAUUUUAUGUUUUAAGAAAUUAAAGUCAUAAAACAAAGUCAUUGUGAUGAACUUGCAAGAUUUUUUUAAAGAUUAAUUGAUGAGAUGAAUUUCUCGAAGUAAUGGCAAUGUUUAAAUUUGUUAAAAAUUAUUAGAUGAAAACUCUGCUUAUUAACUAUGACAACAGUAAAUUAGACAAUGCGAUAGAAAGAGCUAAUGUGUAGUACAUCUGACUGUGUAGAGAGGUUCAUUUGGUCACUAAAAUGUGUUGUUUUAGCUAUUUUUGUGUACAAAUAUGUAUAACUACCACAUGCCUGAUUAAAAAAUUGUCAAAUUAUAAA
Mytilus californianus (California mussel) is the source of this 10560-nucleotide messenger RNA. RefSeq names its product rap guanine nucleotide exchange factor 1-like. The transcript is spliced from 22 exons. Gene Ontology annotation, cellular component: plasma membrane. The record is from RefSeq and is a predicted model, not a curated record. Lineage: Eukaryota; Metazoa; Mollusca; Bivalvia; Mytilida; Mytilidae. The coding region runs from base 1170 to 4535 and encodes 1121 amino acids. Gene Ontology annotation, molecular function: guanyl-nucleotide exchange factor activity. Gene Ontology annotation, biological process: positive regulation of GTPase activity; Ras protein signal transduction.